This is a messenger RNA of Pan troglodytes (chimpanzee), 939 nucleotides long. RefSeq names its product probable E3 ubiquitin-protein ligase makorin-1. NCBI's taxonomy places the organism in Eukaryota, Metazoa, Chordata, Mammalia, Primates, Hominidae. The transcript has 3 exons. The coding region runs from base 291 to 560 and encodes 89 amino acids. Gene Ontology annotation, molecular function: ubiquitin protein ligase activity. The record is from RefSeq and is a predicted model, not a curated record. Gene Ontology annotation, biological process: protein polyubiquitination.
UUUUCCCAACAGCUGCUGACAGGGAUCACGGCCACUCCCAGGAGUCUCUGCCGAAGUUCCACCUUGUCCGAGAGCUCAUGGCGCCACUUCAGAGCCUGGACCUUGAGGUGCAGCAGGUUGUGGGUGAGGGGUGGCAAAAGAUGGCUUUCUGGCCCUCUGGGACACCCAGAUCUGCUGGGGGAGGGCUUGGUGGCCACUGAGGCUGAAUGUGUGCAUGCGGGUGGAGUGUCUGACCCUACCUGUGGCUGCCUGGGAAGCAGGACAGUCGGGAUGUGGUGUGUGGCAUCUGCAUGGACAAAGUGUGGGACAAGCCAGAGGCCCAGCGGGUCUUCGGCAUCCUGCCCAACUGCACCCAUGCCCACUGUCUGGGCUGCCUGCGCACCUGGCGGAAGAACCGGCAGGACUUCCCGCUGGAUGUCAUCAAGGCGUGUCCACAGUGCCGUGUCCAUUCCAGCUACAUCAUCCCCCACAAGUUCUGGGUGAGCAAGGGGGCCCAGAAGGAGCAACUCAUCAGGAACUUCAAGGCUCGGACCAGGUGCUGGGCCCAGCAUUGUUCCUAAGGGGUGCUGAGCCAGAGGACAAUGUGCUCUUCACAGACGGUGCCCUGGCCAUGACCUUCUGGGGUUCAGAACUCCUGCAGGACCCCAACAGUUCUUACCAUGGCCUUCUGUAAUCAGGAUCAACUUGAGGAAAAUUGGGGUGAGGGGAAGGAGUUUCUAGGUGGUAGGUCUUUCCCUUUUAGGGUUUGGUGGGGGGGCAAAAGUAGCAAGCCCUCCACCCCCAUGAACUGCAGCAGUGACACAGCUGGGGACAUGGAGGAAUGGGGGAGGGCUCCUGGAAUGAGGAAGGUUCAAACCCUCUUGCCAGGGCCUUGGUUUUUAACUUUGCUCUUUUGUAGAAUGACUCUGAAAGAAAACCAAUAAAAUGCACCUAAGUUAU